AUGGCCACCCUUGUCGCAUCGUCGACGUCUUCUGGCUCCCCAUCAACGGCAGCUGCUACGUCGACGCCGACGACUGGGAGUGGGGCCAGUGCUUCGAAUCAAUCUUCACCGUCAAGUAAUUCUCCUAAAUCACCUAUUCCACCCACUCCUCCUCCAAAUACUCGAAUGGAAAGCGUUACUAGUGAGGAAGAGGUAAUUGAAUUCCUUCGUGAACACUUCACCACAAAGGAGCCCAUCCUUUCUAAUCUUCAUAUCUCUAAAAUUGAUGAACUCACUGUGUUACUUACUGAUGUGGUUCGCGAUUGCAUGAGUUGUCCAGCAUCGAGGGUGAUCCGAGAUUCCCAAUCCAAUGAGCUGCUUGGAGUUUGCCUUUCCAGCAGAGCGUCGUUAUUUGAAAAGCAGAUGGAUCGCCUUUUUUGUUACGAGUUCACUGAUCCCCAACUGCGCAUAGCUAUCGACUUCCUAAAGUCCGUUUUCAAUCGUGCUGAUGUCGCUUACCAUCUUGAAGAAAACCAUGUGACCAAGCCGGUAUUCGUUGCGAUCGUCUCUGUUCAUCCAGACCACUGGAAUAAAGGAAUCGCUAGCGCCCUCCUCGAGAAUUGCCUACUGGCUGCUCGAGAAGAUCGUUGCGAUGGAGCUUUGGCGCUAUGUAGCAGUAGCCGAGCCAGUCGUUUGAUGCUGAAGAAGUUUAAAAAAGUGGUGUGUCGAACUCGAUAUUGUGACUAUCGUGGCGAGUACAGGAAUCCGCCUAUUUCGCCUCCGGAACCUGAUUCGGCCAUUCACGUGCUUUUAACAAAAUUGUAG
Molecule: messenger RNA, 804 nt
Organism: Haemonchus placei
Lineage: Eukaryota; Metazoa; Nematoda; Chromadorea; Rhabditida; Trichostrongylidae
Source: the annotation of a GenBank genome assembly